GUGAGUAUUGUUUUUUCCUUGUUGAUCCUGUGUCUCCUUGUACAAAUACGCCCUCUCAUCCAUUUCCCUCUCCAACUUCCAUAAAUCCCAGAACUUUUAAUGUGUUCACCAAUUCGCGCCAUCUCAACCAAAUUCCGUAAUAGAACUUCUGCACCUAGUUCCUUCAAAUCUUCCACUGCAAUCAGAAAUAUGUCUUCUUCUACGGGAGUUCCUUCUACGACUGCCCCAGCACCGAAGAUUGAUGUGAAGGCUUCUGAGGCUGGGAACUUGGGGAUUGAGAAUAUGCAUUUUAAUACAGCUUCUGGGGUGGAGCUUUCGAGGGGUCAACAGGUUAUUGUUGGGAGUGUUUUAGAUGUAAAUAUCUUUUCCAUAUUCAGAAGCUGAUCUUAAGACUGACUCGAAAUUAGCUCUUCGCCGGCCGACCCUCUCUCAAGAAACUCCAACUCUGGACCGUAAGUCGCUUUAACCCCUUCCUUCAUACCCCCCAUCCUAACCACCCCAGGACGACGCAACCUUCGCAGACCCAAUCACCAAAGCCGUCGGCAGAAAACAAUACGAGCCCCAAUGGUACGGUCUCCAAACCGCCUUCUCCAAGAUCGAACGUCUCUCCCAGAACGUGACAUCCGCAGGCAACCCCAUCACCAUGGACCUCAAAACGCGGUAUACGAUCAAAGGCAUCGGUAAGGAACAAACCAUCGAAAGUGUGGUUAAUAUCUAUACCGAUGCUGCGGGGGAGAAAAUUGUAAAAGUGGAGGAUAAAUGGAAUGGGGAGUUGCCGGAGGGACCGUUUGCUAAGGUUAGUUUUGUGAAGAAGGUGGUAAGGUGGAGGUGGUGGGUUUUUGUUGUUGAGAAGAGGAUGUGGUGGCUUUGGAGCUUGGUGUGGGAGACGAGGGGGUGGGAGGUGGGGGCUUUUCUUUUUUUCUUUUGGUCUUUUGGAUUUGGAUUUGGGGGUGUUGGGGUUUAUGGAGGGGAUUCUUGCUAACGUUUGAUAGGCUUUUAGAAAUCUUAAUGCAGUUACGGUGCCGUUGAUUGUUAGUGUUCCAAAGAACGAUGCGGAGGAUGCUAAGAGGGGAAAUUAGGGGAUGAAGAGUUGCUUGUAGUAGGAAUGGAUUGUAUGAGUAGAGCAUGGAGAUAUGGAUAAUGACAUUCAUAAACGAGCACAAA
Hymenoscyphus albidus is the source of this 1164-nucleotide messenger RNA. NCBI's taxonomy places the organism in Eukaryota, Fungi, Ascomycota, Leotiomycetes, Helotiales, Helotiaceae. The record is from the annotation of a GenBank genome assembly.